AUGGGCGUCAUUUUCUUGUGGACCUUGAUCGGCUUGAUCCUCCAACUCUUUGGGUUUGUUAACCUGUUUGGGAAUUUCUUCCCCCCCGCUAUCUCCGUGAUGCAGCACACUCCCGUUUUGAAAGACAUCUUGCGGUUACCGGGCAUACGUUACGUCGUGGGACGGCUGGGCACGCGGUCGAGGGCGCCGGUUUAAACAGUAGGGUCUUGAGGGCGGGUCAAGCACUUGGAGGCUGCCUGCCAGAAGAUGAUAA
Molecule: messenger RNA, 253 nt
Organism: Nannochloropsis gaditana CCMP526
Exons: 2
Coding region: 1-195 (64 amino acids)
Source: RefSeq, a predicted model, not a curated record